AGGAAAUCAGGUUAUAUUUCGGAGAAUCGGUUGCUCUUUACUUCACGUUUCUGGGAUUCUACACUUAUGCUCUUGGAGUCCCAGUUUUUCUGGGAUUUCUUCAAAUGCUGGUAUCUAGAGAAACAGUUCCCUUCUUUUGCAUAUUCAACGUUGUUUGGGUAACGCUGCUUCUUGAGAUAUGGAAGAGGAAUAGCAACGAGUUAGCUUUCAAAUGGGGUACCAUAGGAAUGACCAGUAUGGAUGAGCCUAGACCCAACUUCCGGGGUACAAUGGGGAUCGACGCAAUCACGGGCAAAGUUAAACCGCAGAGCCCUCGGUAUCUAACUUAUACCAAAAUGUAUGCUGUGUCAUUACCUAUAGUUGUUCUUUGUAUGGUGAUGGCUUUCAUCCUCAUGUUGAUAUCUUUCUGGGCAGAAGAUUACUUUAAGAAAAAUGAAGGAUAUGCGGAUUAUGUCAUGCUCCCUAGUAUCGUAUAUUCCAUUAUUGUUGCCGUCGUUAAUGCUUACUAUAGGAAAUUGGCAACGUACCUCACAGAAUGGGAGAAUCACCGAACCCAGUCGCAAUACGAGAGACAUAGGGUGACAAAGCUUGUUCUAUUCGAAUUCGUCAACAACUUCCUGUCACUCUUCUACAUCGCGUUCAUCGUCAGAGACAUGGACAUGCUUAGAAGUCAACUGCAGACAAUGCUCAUCAUAACGCAGGCGAUUAAUAAUUUUCAGGAGACCGUCCAACCUUUGGCAAUUAAGUACUAUGCCAUGAAGGUUCAAAACUGGAAAUUGAGAAUUUUCGAUAAACCGUCUAGCAUGAAGAAGCCGAAAGUUUUCAAAGAAAAUGCUUCAGAAGAAAAUAAUCCGCUUACUGAUGUAAAGAUUCCGCAACUUCAGAAGGACGAUCCCCGCGUUAAACAAGCCAUCCAAGAAGGGGAAAUGGAGGCUUAUGAAGGGACGUACGAUGACUAUUUGGAACUAUUCAUUCAAUUUGGAUACGUUUUUCUAUUCUCGUCAGUCUACCCCAUUGCUGCGCUAUGGGCGGUAUUGAAUAACGUUGUUGAAAUCAGAGCUGAUGCUUUCAAACUGUGUAAGGUGUUCCAGAGGCCUAUGAGUAGAAAAGUGAAAGACAUUGGUGCUUGGCAG
This is a messenger RNA of Leptinotarsa decemlineata (Colorado potato beetle), 1133 nucleotides long. RefSeq names its product Abnormal X segregation (gene Axs). Gene Ontology annotation, biological process: chloride transmembrane transport. Lineage: Eukaryota; Metazoa; Arthropoda; Insecta; Coleoptera; Chrysomelidae. The record is from RefSeq and is a predicted model, not a curated record. Gene Ontology annotation, molecular function: chloride channel activity. Gene Ontology annotation, cellular component: plasma membrane.